This is a messenger RNA of Xylaria bambusicola, 1662 nucleotides long. RefSeq lists its product as uncharacterized. The record is from RefSeq and is a predicted model, not a curated record. The coding region runs from base 1 to 1662 and encodes 553 amino acids. The transcript has 2 exons. NCBI's taxonomy places the organism in Eukaryota, Fungi, Ascomycota, Sordariomycetes, Xylariales, Xylariaceae.
AUGUCUUCUCGCCACAAAGUUCCCGUUACAUUUACCUUUCAUCGAAAAGGCGUUCAUCCUCCACUUUUCGUCGCCGGAUCGUUCACAAAUCCACCGUGGGAACCUCAGGAGAUGACUGCGUCCAUAGACCAACAUGGAGACUACAUCUACACUAAAGAGGUUAUGGUAGAUGAGUGUUCGGAGAUCCAAUACAAAUUCCGACAUGCAUCUGGUGAUUGGUGGGCUUUGGAUCCGGAUGCUGAUACAGCCACGGAUGAGCAAGGCAAUAUCAACAGCUUGUUAUACUCUCCGAAUAUUAGGGCAGCUCAAGAGAUAACACGGCUACAAGAAACACACAUCCCUAAGCCUGAGAGCACGGCUGCCGACCUCAACAAUACCUCAACAACCGAAAAAGCCGGAGUUGUUCCUAAUACCCAAGAUACGGAAACGGAUAUUACCGACCUGAAUUCUCUCAACGAAGACCUCAACAAGGACCAGCUACUACAUCUAUCUUCUACUCCAAUCAAUGAAGUUACUCACACUACCCCCGAAGUCGCUGAUUCGGGUUCUCAGCUCGAUGAAGACGAAGAAAUGGCGAGUACUGCAGCCGAAGUUGCUGACUCCGCUUCUCACCUGGAUGAGGGCGAAGAAAUUUCUAGCACUGUCGCCGAAACAAGUGACUCCAUUUCUCAGCUUGUUCAAGAUAAAGCAGUCGCUAGUAUUGCUGCCGAAGUAGCUGAUUCUGCGUCCCAACUAGAUGAAGGCGAGACUGAGACUGAUAGCGACGAUACAUAUCCCAUGUUUAGCCAUGAAUGCUUUGCUUCUCAACCUAGUCAGGGAGAGCCACAGUCAGAGCCCCAGCUACAAUGUGACGCAAUGGAAUUCACUCCACAAAGCAUUGACGAUUUGGAUAUGGAUUUCGAUGACCCUCGGCUAGAGCAUUUCCCCUCCGACCGCGAAUCUAUCAUGGCUACAAUGCGGCGUGUGUCAGCCACCGUGGACUCAGAUCCGACAGUGGUAGAUAAAGUCACCCUGUCACCGGUCAUCACGAGGAAAUCAUCUGUCGCGAGCAGCUCUUCCCCUAUGCGGGACUCGUUUGGCACCGAUGAUGACGUAGACACUGCAGAUGAACAGACAGAAGCUAUAACUCCACCGUUUGUGGGCAAUGCGUCUCGACACUCUCUACAAUCAAUUGCAGAAGGAGAGGAGGUCCCUUUCGAGAUAGAGUCUCGAGACGAGUCUACUCCAGUCCAGUAUAUCGGCCCUAUCGAGAAAAGCAUGCCCCCUCUCCUCUCGCUGGACAGUGACGAGGGAGUUGUUAUGAACACAGCGGCAUCUCGUAAUCCAAACAGUGAAACGAACGACGCUAUAACAACGGAUGAUAAGGCAAGGCUUGAGCCCAGCCCUACUAUCAUCGACGAAGUUAUCGCAGAAAGCGCUACCCCGACUGAAGAUAUUUCAAGCAGCAGCGUCUCAAGUAGAUCAAAGUCUAGUGAGCAGAUUAACCAGCCAGAUCUGAAAGAUCCAACUAACGAUGAGCGGCCAUACUCACCCUCGUCGGCGCACUCUAUCCACGACAAAGGGAGUGACUCCUGGAUCCACACCUUGUUCCGCACGGUGUUCGUCGACUGGAUCAGAAAUCUCUUCUGCUGGCUCUGUAGCCGGAACCAUAACCAGGUGUAA